UGAAUAGUUAGAAAGUUUAUUUUCAAUUUUCAUAUGAAUAUGUACAAAAAAUGACUAGAAAGCAAUGCAUUUGUUUUAUUAUUUCUCAUAAUUUUUGCAAUCGUUACUGUUAUUAUUAUUAUUAUUGUUAUUGACAUUGAAAUUGCUUUCUUAGUCUGAAAAAUGGACAUGACGUCCAGGCUUCUUCAUUGAUUGGCCUGGAUGUUUUAAACACGUUCGAAGUUUGUAUGGGUUCAUAUUAUUUUGUGACAAGUUUGUCUUCAAUCGUGUGGAUUUUUCAUGUAAAUCUGCAUUUUUGUCUUUUGUUCGUUCACCGUAGAUAGUAGGUUUCUCUCCAAAAUAGUGAUAAUAGUAAUAAUUAUAACAAUUGUAGUAAGAAUAAUAGUGGAAAUGGUAGCAAUAAUAGUAGUAGUCGUAUUGGUAGUAUUGGUAGCAGUAGUAGUAGUAGUUGCACCAGUAAUAAUGAUAAUAACAAAAAUUAAGACAGAUUUGUUUGGGAUCGGCACGACUGUCCAUCGAUAUGUUUAUUUAUUUGUGAGCGUUGUACAGUCAAACCGCUCAGCAAAUGCGUUUUUACAAACUGAUUAUCAUCGCUCUAGACUGAUAUUAUAUAGACUUGACAUAUGCUUAGACUAUUUCCAUUCAAAUUUUGAAUAGAAAAAGUCGAUCGAGUCACGUGACUGCAAAUCAAUAAAGAAUGUACAUUCUUUUGAACAUACGUAUGUUCGAAAUUGAUGUCAUUUAUGAAAACGAUGAUAAAAGUAAGGAGUAAAACGACGAAAAAUGUUAGUCAGUUAGCCAUUUACGUUAGUUAUGAAGACUGAUUUGGUGAGCAUAAUCUCAUUCUGGAAUAAGAAUGAAAAACGUAAAUUUGGAUUAAGCAAAUGGCCAUGGCAGAGUAGAGGUGGACACUGUACAAACAUCUUAGGAUAAGAAGGAUGAUCAGGUUUGUUGAUGCACUGCUUUUGGACUCGUCGGAAUAUGACUGACACUUUCACGAGAACUAAAUUUAAUAUCAACUAGACGGGAAUUCGCUCGACCUUGAGACUGCAGUAUAGUCGUCCGUAAUAAGAAUAAUAGUAGGUCAGAUGACCUGUGUUAAUCCUUGGUGUAUGCUUCCCAGUGAAGAUUCAGUUUUCCUGGUAUACUUCUUCAUAUCUGUGUAUGUUUUCUAAUUUUGGUUCGAGUGUAGAUUGUUGUUGUUGUUGUUGUUGUUGUUACGUUGACCAAGGCACCUCUGGAUGCUGUGAGAGUACUUUUGUGGAGUGUUUCUCAACUUGGUGGCAUCGGCCACACUGCUUUGACAGUUUCUGUCGAGAUGAGAAAGUCCAUCUAUCAGUACAGUUAUCCGCGCGAUUUUGAACAAGUGAGUGAAGGCUAUUGACCAUCUACAGGAAUUAUAAUUCAGAGUAAGUAAGACUAGACGAUCAUACGAAAAGCAAUUGGUUAGGGAUUCUAGAUAUAUUCCGAAACGGUUAUUCUCGUAUAUAGAAAGGCGAAAUCAGAGAAGUAAUGGAAUUGCAUCACUUUUGAUACAAGAAAAUCCGUUAAUCUUGGCAGAAAAUGAUACCGAAAAAGCUGGAGCUUUAUCGGAAUAUUUUAGUAGAGUGUUUUCUAUCACUAAUGAAAUACGACCAACGAUUCAUUAUGAUCGUAACGGCUCGCGGAUGGAUCCUGUGGUCAUUGAGAAAGGUACUGUUUUAAGGCUACUUCAGCAUAUCAAACCUGAUAAGUCCAGUGGUCGUGAUAAUAUUCAUCCUAGGAUUAUGAAAGCCAUAUCAGAUGUAAUUGCUGAACCUUUAGCGAUACUGUUUGGCAUGUCUCUAAAGCAGUCCAGACUGCCCAGAGACUGGAAAGACGCUAUAAUAAGUCCGGUGUAUAAGGCUGGGAGUAGGGAUUUAGUUAGUAACUAUAGAGCCGUUAGCUUAACUAGUGCAGUUGUAAAACUGAUGGAAAAAAUCAUUCGGAUAUCUGUUAUAAACUAUGUUGAAAGGCAUAAUCUUUUCUCCAGGGAACAACAUGGUUUUCGGAGAGGCCUAUCGUGCUUGACAAAUCUUCUCAUUGCAAGAGAAGACUGGGCUGCUGCAAAAGAUCAGAAUAUUCCUGUAGAUGUGAUCUUCAUAGAUCUAAGUAAGGCUUUCGAUAAGGUCUCCCAUUGUGGUCUUAAAUUCAAACUGGAACGCUUCGGAAUCCAUUAUACAGUCGUAGAUUGGAUAAGUAACUUUCUCCAUGACAGGAGACAAAGGGUAAGGGUUAAUGGGGCUCUUUCAUCGUGGGUACCUGUAAAAAAUGGAGUUCCCCAAGGCACAAUCCUCGGUCCUCUUCUCUUUUUACUUUAUGUAAAUGAAUUACCAACUGUAGCAAAAUCAUCCGUUCUACUAUUUGCUGAUGACAUAAAAAUUUGGAGACCCAUACACAAUAUGUCGGAUAGAAUGGUAUUACAGAAUGAUCUUAGCUCACUGGUGGCAUGGUUAGACAGGUGGUCACUUGAAGUAAAUCCUAAUAAGAGUGUGGUGAUGCAAUUAAAUAACAAUGAUGAAUCGUAUCACUAUACAAUACGUGGAUUCGUACUACCCAAAGUAAGAAACUAUAAAGAUUUGGGAGUCAUAUUAAGUAGUGAUCUGAAAACCACUAGUCACUGUAAGGCUGCUGCUGCGAAAGGCUAUAGGGUAUUAUGGUCUGUUCGUAGGUCUUUUCAGUAUUUAGAUGAUGAAAUGUUUAGAUUACUAUACCGUAUUUAUGUGCGACCACAUUUAGAAUAUGGAAUUCAAGCAGCAAGUCCUUGUUUCAAGUAUGAAGCAGAUAUGCUAGAGCGAGUCCAACGACGAGGUACUAAGAUGGUACAAGGUCUAUCUGGACUAUCUUAUGAAGACAGGUUGAGACACCUCAACUUAUUUCCGUUAUCUUACCGUCGAAUACGGGGUGAUCUAAUAUUGGCUUAUCGUAUACUUAUCGUAUACGAUGACCUUGGUAUUAACAUGUCCUAUCUUUCACUUCCGUCUGGGACUGAUCGUUUGAGAGGACACUCGAAAAAAAUUCAAAAACCGAGAUCAAAUCGUUUACGUCUGGAGUUUUGUUUCUCUCUUCGAGUAGUGAAUUAUUGGAAUUCUCUACCGGAACACGUAAUAUCAGCACCUUCUGUUGAUAUAUUCAAGACGAGAUUGAACCUCCAGAGUAUUACGAACUGCAAGGAUUAAUACAGGUCAAUAGACCUCCUAUCGUUAUUACUGAAGACUGAAGAUUAUGAGUAGUCGGAUGAUAGUGAUUGUUGAUUGAAAUAACCAUUCAAUUCAUAGCGGACAUGUGUAACAAGUGAAAGCUAAUGAAGUAAGUGAUUUUAAUUUUAUUUCUGUUUUGUGUUUAACUAAAUUUAAUGAUGCAGAUAAUUGUGAACUUGAGACAGGUAGUUGCAAUUUGGACACCGAUGAUUUCCUCAAUAAUGAUGACUCUGUAGAUAUAUGCUGAUUUCAGAUAAGAGAAGAAAGCGAGAAUGAGAAUUUUGAACAAUUGAGAGGAUGUGACAAUUACAACCAAGAGAACAUUAUAGACACGUGGACAGACAAACAGUCUGUGUCAGUUGUGGUAACCGGACAAUAUAACUACUGUACAGUUAAAUGUCUUGUGUUGUCUUUUAAUCUGUCAUAAUUAUCCAAUACAGUUUUUGUGUGACUACUUCG
Molecule: messenger RNA, 3677 nt
Organism: Schistosoma spindalis
Lineage: Eukaryota; Metazoa; Platyhelminthes; Trematoda; Strigeidida; Schistosomatidae
Source: the annotation of a GenBank genome assembly